Messenger RNA from Acanthoscelides obtectus, 1019 nucleotides. NCBI's taxonomy places the organism in Eukaryota, Metazoa, Arthropoda, Insecta, Coleoptera, Chrysomelidae. The record is from the annotation of a GenBank genome assembly.
CGACAGAGUCGUUUAGAACGUCAAAGCAGUUUUACAAUCUUAAUUUGCAUAUUUUUAAGUGUUGUGUAUAUUUCAAUAGUUGUCUUGCGUAGUCAUUUUAUCUCUACUCCGGCCAACUUUUCUAAACAAAGCAGCUGUUAGCAAUGUCCUGUACCGAUAUGGGGAAUUUUGAGAUAUUACUAGAUAAUCAGCUGUCGUUCUACGGUGAUGGAUACUCGUGAAAAUAGGGAAUACAACAAAAAUCACAGAUGUCGCUUCUUGAACCCCCAAAUAAUUUCUAACCUCACUUAAGAGCAAAUUUUGAAUGCUUGAUUGCGAUUUCUUGCAAUCUUCAAACUAUGGCAGGGAGUCGCUUAGAAAGAAUUGGAACGAUUUAUUCAAGGACGGCCGGUUUGAUACAAUCAGGAGCCCUAAACUGGGCAGACCGACCUUUAUGGUAUGAUAUUUAUGAGGCAUUUCCACCAAAAGAAGAGCCCCGUUAUGAUAGACCUGCUCCAAAUAUGAAGCUCAAGCAGAUAUUUUACAAGGAAGAUAGGAUUAGAGCCAUGUUUCAUCGGAACAACAAACAUAUUGGCGCUACCAAUAUGUUCAAUCACAAUUACAAGACUUUAACACAGAGAUUCAUAGACACAUAUCAAAAAGUUGAGCAACAAUAUGCUGGCAAUGCAACAGAAGAGCAAAUAUACAAGGAAGCAAUUGGUAUACUGAAGAGUGAAUUUGAAUCUAAAAAAGAGAAAGCUGCUGUAGAACAUGAGGAAGAGUCAGUAAGCUUGAGUUCACAAUUCAGACAGGCCCAAUCUGCCCUGGAUGCGCAAGCAAAGUCAAAGAUCAACUUGGAUGUUGGUGAUAUCUUCAAAAACUGAGUGAUUUUAUAAACAUUGUAAAUAAUAGUAAUUUAAUCUUCUUAUAAUAAAGAGUUGUAGUAUAUAUUUCUAUUUUUUUAUUGCUAAUCUUACAAUCUGUCAAAAUCUAAACUUUUUUUGUAUUUUAUAGCCCAUCUAUUAUGGGGGAACAGAAGU